AUGCCAUCACUACUUGGCUCGUUAAAAACGCGUUCUCAAUCGAGACUUUUGGAAGAUGAGGAAGACGAAGAUUUAGAGGAAGAGUUGGAUGAUAUUGUACUUUCUUCCUCGCAUCAUCAUCAUCAUGAAGAAGAACAAGAUGAAGACUCUCAUCAUACAAAGAAGGAAAAAUCACCUACAAUUAACGGAUCGAAAUCAUCAUCACCAUCAACAACGGCUGCUGCUCAUGAUGUUGAUUCGACAAUAACACCAAAGAAGAAUAAUGAUUCGGAUGAUGAAGAACCAAUAGAAAAUACACCUGCUUUUAAAGAUGAUAGAUCCAAGUUACGUGUUCGUUUUGGAAAUGUUAAUAAGGAAGAAGAGGCUCAAGAUUUGGAAACUCCACCACUCCCGAAGAGAAAGCAAAUUCUGGUCUCUAAGGGUUCCCUGACUUCUACAAAUGGAAAUGCUAAUACUACUUCCAGUAGUAAUAGUCUCGGUUCUGACCUGAACCAUCAUCAUGAACCAUCACUGAGCGAGGAAGAAGAGGAAAAUGAAAAAGACUAUGAUGAACAUCGUAAAGUCAAAUUAACAAAUCACAAUGAACACAAGGAAAUGAAAAAUGUUAACCUCGAAGAUGGUGAUGAUGUUGAAGUUGAAAUUACAAACACUACCAAAAUUUCCAUGGAGGAUGAUUACGAUCGAGAAUUGUUAUACUACGAUAACCAUAUUGAUGAUACGUAUAAUGAUUAUUUAAAGCCAAAUGCUAUAGAUGAAAAUCCAGUUAGUGCUACUGGCAUUGCUAAACUCUUCAAGAGCUUUCCAAGAAUUAGUUUUACUCAAUUUAUGUGGUUGAUGAAAUUAGGAUUUAGACAAACACCACUCGUCUUUUUCGGAAUUAUAUUUUUGAUUGUUAGUACUGGUUUGAGCCUAUUCCUACCAAUUUAUGUUGGCGAGAUUAUUAAUACCAUCCCUGCAGGAACUACAGGAAAGGAAUAUAUUAAUCAAAUGGCUCUCAUUAUACUAGGUGUUGUGGCUGGUAUUGGCCUUACAACUGCAUUGAGAAACUUUUGUUUUACAUAUGCUGGAGAACGUGCUGUUGCCCGUCUCAGAAAGGAUCUUUUCAAUUCCAUCAUUGUUCAAGAAGUUGGAUUUUUUGAUAUCACUAAAACUGGAGAAUUGUUGAAUAGAUUGAGUUCAGAUACAAAAUCAUUGGAAAAUGCCGUUACAGUGAAUCUUUCAAUGUUUUUACGUUAUGUGGCUCAAUUAAUUGGUGGAAUUGUUUUCCUAUUGAUAAUAUCUUGGAAAUUGACUCUGAUCAUGCUUGCUGUCAUACCUCCACUCGUUUUUAUUUCUUUAAUUUAUGCCAAAUAUAUUAAGAAUAUCACAAGGAGAACACAAGAUGCUUUGGCCAAUUCAACUGAUGUUGCUGAAGAGUCCUUCUCCAAUUUGAGAACUGUUCGUAGUUUUGCAAAGGAAACCAAGCAUAUUAGCUUGUACAGUGCUGCUAUUGAUUUGACUCUCUCAUUGGCAAGAAAAUUCUCAUUUGCUAAUGGUAUCUUUUCAGGUGGUAUGAUGUUUGCUGGUAAUGCUAGUAUUAUUCUCGUUUUGUGGUUUGGUGGAAGACUUGUUGUGGAUGGUGAAAUAACUGUUGGAUCUCUUAUUAGUUUCAUCAUGUAUACCUUGUUGGUUGCUGCCAGCUUUGGUGUCUUGAGUGGAUUGCUGGUUGAAUUGUUUAGAGCUUUGGAGGCUACUGUUAGAGUUUACAACUUACUUCAACGUAUUCCAGCCAUUGAAAGACGUAAUCCAAACGUUAUGGAAUCCGAUACUAGAGAACUUCCAAAAUUGAAUGGUCACAUUGUUUUGCACGAUGUUUCAUUUGCCUAUCCUUCAAGAACCGAACACUCAGUACUCAAUAAGAUUAACCUUGAAAUGUCACCAUCAAGUAUUUUGGCUUUGGUUGGUAGACCAGGACAAGGAAAGACCACCAUUGUCUCACUCUUACAAAGAUUCUAUGAUCCAAAUGAUGGACAAAUUACAUUGGAUGGUGUUCCACUUACUCAAAUUGAUCCUGUUUGGUUGAGAAAGAACAUUGGUCUCCUUACUCAGGAUCCUGCCAUGUUUAGUGCCUCAAUUCGUGAAAAUAUUUGUUACGGAUGGACUGGUGAUGAAGCUCCAACAGACGAGCAAGUUAUGGAAGCAUCCAAGAAGGCAAACGUUCAUGAAUUUAUUUCUAAUUUCAAAGAUGGAUAUGAUACUAUUAUUGGAGAAAGAGGAGUCAGACUUUCUGCCUCUGAACGUCAAAGAAUCGCCAUUGCUAGAAUCCUUUUGAAGGAUCCGAAGAUUUUAAUUUUGGACGAAUAUUCUCAUUCUUUAGAAGUACAAUAUGACAGCCAAGUUCAACAAGCUCUCAAUUCAUUAAUGAAUGGAAGGACUGUUAUCGUUAUAGCUCACAAACUUGCCACAGUGAUAAAGGCCAAUAAGGUUUGUGUCAUUGAGGAAGGUUCAGUUGUGGAACAAGGAGAGCAUUUCAAUCUGCUUCAAAAGGGAGGUCUUUACAAACAAGUAGUGGAAAGACAACUAGUUGGUACUGAUUAA
Messenger RNA from Naegleria gruberi, 2577 nucleotides. RefSeq lists its product as uncharacterized. Gene Ontology annotation, molecular function: ATP binding; ABC-type oligopeptide transporter activity; ATP hydrolysis activity. The record is from RefSeq and is a predicted model, not a curated record. Gene Ontology annotation, biological process: transmembrane transport. Gene Ontology annotation, cellular component: membrane. The transcript is spliced from 2 exons. NCBI's taxonomy places the organism in Eukaryota, Heterolobosea, Eutetramitea, Acrasida, Naegleriidae. The coding region runs from base 1 to 2577 and encodes 858 amino acids.